AUGUUGAUUUUUGCGAUUUUCAUUGCAUUUCUUCUCAUCACAAAUAAGAUCAACGCAGCGGACGAUGAAGGAAAAGGAGCAUCGGCUAGUUCGACAGAUGUUAGUGUCGGAUGUUUUUCAGGCGACUCAUCUGUUUUACUUGUGAAUGGUGAACAAAAAUCAAUCGGAUAUCUUCGAACAGGUGAUCAAUUACUUACAGUUGAUCAUUUCAAUAUCAGUUCCAGCGAAAUGUUUCUCAUGUUAGAUAAAGAAACAUCAAAGAUCGUAAUGUUCUAUACAUUUACAACUGCUUCAAAUCAUCAAAUUAGUUUAACAGGUCUUCAUUUAAUGCCAAUUGCGUCUUCUAAUGAGAAACUCAUGUACAUUGCCGCUCGUAAUAUUCAAUUAGGUGAUCAAUUUUACGUGUCAAUCAACAAUCGACUCGAAACAUCGCCAGUUGUAAAUAUUACAAAGGAACUUAAACAAGGAUACUUUGCUCCAUUAACAAUGACCGGAACCAUAUUGGUCAAUAAUAUCUAUGCAAGUUGCUUCGCGUCUGUAACAAAUCAUGAAUUAGCUCAGAUGUUUAUGGCACCAUUUCGUUGGUAUUAUCAAUUGAUGAGAUACACGACUGUAACUGAUCCAUUCGAUAAUAACCAUUCCGAUGGAAUUCAUUGGUUCGUUAAACUUAUUUAUGAGUUUAUGAGUUUUCUUCGACCAUCAGGUUUGCAAGUUUCAUAA
This is a messenger RNA of Adineta ricciae, 720 nucleotides long. The record is from the annotation of a GenBank genome assembly. Lineage: Eukaryota; Metazoa; Rotifera; Eurotatoria; Adinetida; Adinetidae.